Molecule: messenger RNA, 828 nt
Organism: Blepharisma stoltei
Lineage: Eukaryota; Ciliophora; Heterotrichea; Heterotrichida; Blepharismidae
Source: the annotation of a GenBank genome assembly
AUGGGAAAUCUUCCAGGCAAGCACAUCACAUUCAGAAAUGACGUAAUAAACGUCCCUUCCAGUCCAAACUUUGUAUACCGCAGAAAAAGUCAAGAGCUAAACGAGCUUACAAUCAUAAAAGUUUUGAAUCUUCCAGAAGCCUCUUCUGCAACCUCUCCCUCAGUGGAGCCAAAAAGUUCAGAGAAAUCAGGAGAUUCCUCUGCGAGUGCUGAGUCCAGCUCUUCAUCUGACUCCCAAUCGCAGACUUCAGAGUCAGAAGAGCCGCCCGCACCAUACGAACUGCUUCCUGACGGCUCGAAAAAGGUAAGAAUAAUAGAAACUUCUUUAGUCCAGCUUCCUCAUACGAACAAGGACGCUUUCCGCAAGCACUCUAAAGAGUUCGAUAAAUCAGAAUUCACAAACGCAGUGAAUGCUUUGAAACUCCUUAAAACCCAUGUGGAAAUCAUUGAAGACUCUGAUCACAAAGAAACCAGCCCGAAGUUCAAGAACCAGAUUCAUAAUUUUGAGGCUGGGGAGUAUAAAAUUGCGAAAAAAUUCAUUGAAGAAAACCCACUUGAAGAAGAAACUAAAGAAAGCGCAAAAGUGGAAGAAGAAGUUGAGCCAAAAAGACCUGAAAUACCACAUAGAAAAACUGUGGUUUUUGAAUCGCCAAUUGACACAAGUAAGUCCAAUGCGAAUUUUGCUGACAAACUUAGACAGUUCAAUAAAAAUGAAUUUAUCAAUGCUAAAAAGAUGAGCAUGAAGGACGAUGAAAUUGCUGAUAUUUUAGACUCUAGCCGCAAAGAAGCCAAAAUCCGCAGCAGAGGCCGCAGCUUAACAUUGAAAUAA